Molecule: messenger RNA, 493 nt
Organism: Drosophila kikkawai
Lineage: Eukaryota; Metazoa; Arthropoda; Insecta; Diptera; Drosophilidae
Gene: LSm7
Product: U6 snRNA-associated Sm-like protein LSm7
Biological process (GO): nuclear-transcribed mRNA catabolic process; mRNA splicing, via spliceosome
Cellular component (GO): catalytic step 2 spliceosome; U2-type prespliceosome; U6 snRNP
Molecular function (GO): RNA binding
Source: RefSeq, a predicted model, not a curated record
UGAACGUGGGUUUAUUAGGGCGCUCCACCACGGUCACUCUGAGCCAGCCGGCGUUUACCAAAAAACAGAAUAAUGGCAGAUAAAAAGGUGGGCGGCAACAACGACGGCAAGGAAAAGCGGCGCAAGGAGUCCAUCUUGGACCUCUCCAAGUAUCUGGAGAAACAGAUCCGCGUGAAGUUCGCUGGCGGCCGCGAGGCAUCCGGAAUUCUCAAAGGAUACGAUGCCCUGCUCAAUUUGGUGAUGGACAACACUGUGGAGUAUCUGCGGGACUCCGACGAGCCCUACAAGCUAACCGAGGACUCUACGAGAAGUCUGGGACUGGUUGUAUGCCGCGGCACGGCGCUAGUUCUAAUAUGUCCACAGGACGGAGUCGAGAGCAUUGCCAAUCCGUUCAUAACGCAAUAAACGGGAAUCUGCCAGGAACAGAUAUGCGCUUAGACUAGGUAUUCAACGCUUAUGGUAAUCGGAAGUUUAAAUAUAUAUAUUUAGCGGA